This is a messenger RNA of Amphiprion ocellaris (clown anemonefish), 942 nucleotides long. RefSeq names its product MRT4 homolog, ribosome maturation factor (gene mrto4). Gene Ontology annotation, biological process: ribosomal large subunit assembly; nuclear-transcribed mRNA catabolic process; ribosomal large subunit biogenesis. The record is from RefSeq and is a predicted model, not a curated record. The coding region runs from base 65 to 787 and encodes 240 amino acids. Gene Ontology annotation, cellular component: preribosome, large subunit precursor; nucleolus. NCBI's taxonomy places the organism in Eukaryota, Metazoa, Chordata, Actinopteri, Pomacentridae. Gene Ontology annotation, molecular function: RNA binding. The transcript is spliced from 8 exons.
GAAACAUUUGGGGUCCUUUUACUUCACGUGUGCGCCUACUGCUCUGCCAUCGUGAGACGGAACCAUGCCGAAGUCAAGGAGGGACAAGAAAAUUUCGUUAACGAAAACCGCCAAGAAGGGACUGGAGACAAAACAGAAGCUAAUCGAGGAGUUACGGAAAUGUGUGGACAUCUACAGAAACCUCUUCAUAUUCUCUGUGGCCAACAUGAGGAAUAACAAGCUGAAAGACAUCAGGACAGCAUGGAAACACAGCAGAUUCUUCUUCGGCAAAAACAAAGUCAUGGUUGUUGCUCUGGGGAGACGAGAUACAGACGAAUACAAAGAUAAUUUGCACAAGGUCAGCAAGUAUCUGCGUGGAGAAGUGGGUGUACUAUUCACAAACAAAACCAAGGAUGAAGUACAGGAGUAUUUCAGUCAUUUCAAAGAGAUGGACUUUGCUCGUGCAGGCAACCAGGCACAGAUGGACAUAACUCUGGAUGAGGGACCUCUUGAACAGUUUCCUCACUCAAUGGAACCCCAGUUGAGACAAUUAGGACUUCCCACUGCUCUCAAAAAAGGAGUGGUAACGCUGCUGAAAGACCAUGAAGUCUGUAAAGAGGGAGACGUGUUAACUCCUGAGCAGGCUCGUAUUCUGAAACUCUUUGCUAUUGAAAUGGCAGAAUUCAAGGUGCAGAUCAAAUGUAUGUGGAACUCUGAAACAGGGGAGUUUGAGAACUUUGCUGGAGAAGGAGAGCCUAUGCAGGAUAAUGAAGAUGACGAUGAAGAAGAUGACGAUGAAGCAGAAUGAAACUGCAGGAGUGUGUACACAUUACUUUUUAAGUCAUUUUUUGCCAGCCUUCAGCAGUGGAGGGACAUUUGUUUGGAAGUCUUUCAUUCUGACUGCCUGUGCUGUCAGGGAGGCCGUAAUCUCGCUUUUUUAAUAUAUAUAUAUAUAUAUAUAUA